This is a messenger RNA of Lactuca saligna, 369 nucleotides long. The record is from the annotation of a GenBank genome assembly. Lineage: Eukaryota; Viridiplantae; Streptophyta; Magnoliopsida; Asterales; Asteraceae.
AUGGGGUUGUUUAGGAAGGCGAAAUCGGUCCUACUAAAGAGCCACCACAAAAAGUACCUCUUGGUUGAGAGCGACGAAGAAAGUUUGCUACAAGAUCAUAAUGAAACAACAAAGAAAGACAUUUGGAUGGUUGAAUUUGUUGAAGGCUUCGAUUAUGUCCUUCGAUUGAAGUCCAGUUACGAGAAGUAUCUCAUCACAUCUGAAGAUCAAGGAAAUGAUCCACCAAAUGCAAAGAAGGAAGGGAGGAUGGUGUAUUACACGGUGGUGGAUGACGAUAGGAACGUUGAUGAUGGUUAUGAAGAAACAUCUUUUGCAUUUAAGGGGCACACAUUAGAGGAUUUGACUCUGAAUUUGGAAGAACAAACAUAG